Molecule: messenger RNA, 1951 nt
Organism: Budorcas taxicolor (takin)
Lineage: Eukaryota; Metazoa; Chordata; Mammalia; Artiodactyla; Bovidae
Gene: UBLCP1
Product: ubiquitin like domain containing CTD phosphatase 1
Exons: 11
Coding region: 90-1046 (318 amino acids)
Biological process (GO): protein dephosphorylation
Cellular component (GO): nucleus
Molecular function (GO): protein binding; protein serine/threonine phosphatase activity
Source: RefSeq, a predicted model, not a curated record
CGGUCGGUUCUUGCAUCCGCUGUUGUCGGUUCCGCUGUGCUCCAGGUAUCUUUUUCAGAAGGAAAGCUGCCUUAUCAUAUGUUUCAAGGAUGGCUCUUCCUAUCAUUGUAAAAUGGGGUGGACAGGAAUAUUCAGUGACCACACUUUCGGAAGAUGAUACUGUGCUGGAUCUCAAACAGUUUCUCAAGACCCUUACGGGAGUGCUACCAGAACGCCAGAAGUUACUUGGGCUCAAAGUUAAAGGCAAACCUGCAGAAAAUGAUGUUAAGCUUGGAGCUCUCAAACUGAAACCAAAUACUAAAAUCAUGAUGAUGGGAACUCGUGAGGAGAGCUUGGAAGAUGUCUUAGGUCCACCUCCUGACAAUGAUGACGUUGUUAAUGACUUUGAUAUUGAAGAUGAAGUAGUUGAAGUAGAAAAUAGGGAGGAAAACCUACUGAAAAUUUCCCGCAGAGUAAAAGAGUACAAAGUGGAAAUUUUGAAUCCUCCCAGGGAAGGGAAAAAACUUUUGGUACUAGAUGUUGACUAUACAUUAUUUGACCAUAGGUCUUGUGCAGAGACUGGGGUAGAAUUAAUGCGGCCAUAUCUUCAUGAAUUCCUAACAUCUGCAUAUGAGGAUUAUGACAUUGUUAUUUGGUCUGCAACAAAUAUGAAGUGGAUUGAAGCUAAAAUGAAAGAGCUGGGAGUGAGUACAAAUGCAAACUACAAGAUUACCUUCAUGUUGGACAGUGCUGCUAUGAUAACAGUGCAUACUCCGAGGAGAGGAUUAAUAGAUGUAAAGCCUCUUGGUGUUAUAUGGGGAAAGUUUUCGGAGUUUUACAGCAAGAAAAACACCAUCAUGUUUGAUGACAUAGGACGAAAUUUUCUUAUGAACCCACAGAAUGGACUAAAGAUAAGACCUUUUAUGAAAGCACACCUAAAUCGAGAUAAAGACAAAGAACUUUUAAAAUUAACCCAAUACCUCAAGGAAAUAGCAAAACUAGAUGAUUUUUUGGACCUGAAUCACAAAUAUUGGGAAAGGUAUCUCUCAAAGAAGCAAGGUCAGUAGUUAUAAGCUGUACUAGCAAUUAUUGAAGAUACUUGAUAUCCAGGAACAACUUCUCGCUUUUAUGCUAAAGAUCAUUAUGAUAGUGCUGGACACUGCAGCAAAUACCAACUGCUUAUACUUGGUCUUCCAGUUUUUUUGUAAAUUUAAUUUUAUAUUUUUUGAAGAUCAUAGCAAUACGCCAAAAAAGAAGAAAAAAGCUCCCCCCAUAUGACUAUACUGUAACUCUUAAAAAAUAUUUUCUCCAGCAUAGAGUAGUGAGUACCCCUGCCCACACACAGACACAAAGUGGCAGAAAUGUAUACUUAACAAUGUCAUUUUGUGACUUUGGAAACAAAUAUGUCUCGUGUUUUUGUCUCAAUGUGUUGUCUAAGCCCAAACCCAUCUGGAAACUACUGUUUUUCUGUUUAAAACCAAGAAAAGAAAUGUUUUUAGUAAGGAACCUAAUUUGGUUUGCUUAAAAUCACCAAGAUUUUUUUUUUUCAUUCCUUUGUCGUAAACACAAUUUCUCUUCUUACUCCACUACUUACAUUUCUAAAUUUUGGCCUGUCUCAGUUGGGUCUGUAUGUGUGUCAGUGUUCUUUGAGUAAAACUGGAAAACGUGUGCUGUGAUACACAUACGUCAUAGUAUGACAAGUAGUAAACAUAAGACUGAGGAAUGAAAGUACAGAACUAGAGUGUGUUUCCUUGUGGUGGCCAAGUAGAAGCACUCCUGCCUCAAACCAUUGUCCGAAAAGCAGUACAUUUUCAAGUGGGAUGUAUCACUGGUUCAACCCUGAAAAGCAUGAACAAAAAGUUUUUGUUCUGUUCCAGCUCUGUCUUGUAGAAGUGCAGACACUGUGUUUCAGUGAAAAUACCUAGCCAUAAGAUGAAAAAAAAUUUAUUUGCAAUGCUUGUGCCUGCAGACA